Molecule: messenger RNA, 468 nt
Organism: Parnassius apollo (apollo)
Lineage: Eukaryota; Metazoa; Arthropoda; Insecta; Lepidoptera; Papilionidae
Source: the annotation of a GenBank genome assembly
AUGAUAUGCGAGGAAGUCCGCGUAUCAGUGAGCGCGCGCUUCAUCUCAUUUAAGAUGACGGAGCGUCAAGCCCAUAGCCUCCUAAGCGUAUUAGAGCUGCAUGCCCGCGUCCUGAAGGGAUACGCGUGGCGAACGGAGUCUGAUAUAUACGACGCGUGGAUCCACGAGCGUAGAAUUGACCUUUCCGCUCAGGUUGACGAUCUCACGCGAUGGUUCGCGACUGACUUAAGACAUAUUAUGUUGUGCAACGCCAAUUUAUCAACUAUGGUUGGUCACCUCAUUGUUUUAUUACUAACCAAGCGACUCUCAUCGUCGAUGGUUGCUGGUCUCCACGCUAGUAAGAAAGACCAUGAAGACAUUCAUUCAUUUCUAGUAAGAUACGUUUUCAUGACCGCACUGACACCUGAUGAACAGGCUCUGGCCGAGCGUUUAUUAGACGAUGUCGCUCGUGAGCCAGAGAAGAUUUAA